UGGUCAUAUGCAUGGAAGCAGCCAAGGGGAAAGCAGCAGUAGCAGCAGCCAGGGGAAGGCAAGCAGUGCUGCACAGGCCUUGGGAUGCUCUCUAAAACACCAGCUGGCUCCAUCGACUGUGUGCUUUUCUCUAGCCAAGCUGAUUUGCCAUUAAUAAGUGCCUUGCCGUUGGCGAGCAGGCUCGGCCUUUCCUCGAGUUGCUUUUACCGGGAUGAAAACCAUGACUUGCAACGUUGAGAUGAACUAAACGACUUGCUCCAAGAAACGCCUAAGUCUGCGAACAUCUGAAAUGUCUGAACAGUAUUAAUUCAAGAGGAUCAAUGCUCAUCGGCUUGAGGACCGCGGAAGUGGGGCCUACCAUGGUGACACUAAUCACAGAGAAGCUGCAGAACCAAAGCUUGGACGACCUGUCAUGCAAAACGUACAAUAUUAAUCUGCGCUCAUCUGAGAAGCUGAACAAUGAAGGCAGCUUGUUCCCUUACGAAAUCAAUGAGGACAGUCGCUGGAAGGUGAUUGACAGGUCUUGCCCAGUCCGGUCUGAACUGAACAAAAAUACGUUUUUUGCUUUCCCUAUGUGCCCCUUCAGCACCGGCACUCCCGGCAGUUUUAGUCUUCAAUGGCAGAACGAAUCCUCAAAUCAGGCGUUGGUAUCGGGUUGGAUAAACAAACUUAACCUCAAUGACAGCUUUGGCCAGCCACUGGCUCCCCCUACAAAAAGACACUGCAGGUCAUUGUCUGAGCCAGAUGAACUGUCUCGCUGUCGGUCACCCUGGAAACCUGGCAAUUCUAAAGUCUGGACUCCCGUGUCAAAGAGACGGUGCAAUAGCGGUGGCAGUGCCACGUUACAGCGCUGCAACAGUCACGGCAGCGCCACCUUGCAGAGAAGCACAAGCAUCAGCCUGCCUCAGAAUGCCCCGUCUCUAAAUAACAAUAUAUUCACAGUCCCCACCUGUAACACAUCUCCUGUUCCAAGGCCUUCUUCUGCCAGCAGUGGCUUUGUGGACAGUAGCGAAGGAAGCACAAACUCAAGCGUACGCUGGAACUCAGGGGGCUCUUGCGACUUCAAUCCGAGGAGGCGCCUUUCCUUGUCUCAGGAGCACAUCACAGAACCAGGAGAUAUACUGCCUUCCGCAAACAGCACUCCAACCUCUACUCCUGAGCUGAGAAGGCGCCAAGGGUUGCUGAGGUGCCGCUCCCAGCCUUGUGUGUUAAACGAGAGGAAAACCAGACUAAAACGGAGGCGUGACGAAGACAUUCGGUGGAAUCGUCCAUCUAUUGAUUUCUUAAAAAUGACACGGACUUCAAAAAGCCUGUGCUCUUUGGACUAUGAAGAUGAAGACGAUCCCCACCUCAAGACCAUCGUGUCCUCUCCCUGCGAUUCCAAUGACCACAUGAAUAUCAUCACUCCUGGCUCGAGCCCCGUCAAGGAGACCAUGGGCGGAGGAACCUGCUUCGUCAGCUGCUCAAGGGAGGCAGCCGUGAGCGAAAGCGAGGAAGACCUAAGUGACUGUGAGAGUGCCGAGGGCACUAGAUUUCCUAUAGAUUGCGAGGAUCUGGAUCUGGAACAGAUAGAGAACAACUGAAUCUCAUUGCCUCUGUAGGAUAAAGGCGUCCUCCCUGGUAGAAACGUGCCUUCUGUUGCCGUUGCUCUCCUUCAAGGAGCCCAGUGGAAAGAGUUGCGGCUUAGUCACCUGUUUAGUUAAGGAAAUGGACAAGAUAAAGACUGAGCAUUAAAAAAAAAGUUGUUUCCACCCGGCUGUAUUUGCUGCGCGGCCUAGUAUGUGGGGCUAUACGUACAAAGCUAAAUAGAUGUGAAUGUACUCAACAGGUUUCGUAUGGGUGGGGAAUGUUCCUCCAAGUGCUGACAGCGAGUGCCUAAAUCUAUUUUUUUUGCUCAA
Molecule: messenger RNA, 1898 nt
Organism: Bufo bufo (common toad)
Lineage: Eukaryota; Metazoa; Chordata; Amphibia; Anura; Bufonidae
Gene: FAM53A
Product: family with sequence similarity 53 member A
Exons: 6
Coding region: 321-1583 (420 amino acids)
Biological process (GO): protein import into nucleus
Cellular component (GO): nucleus
Source: RefSeq, a predicted model, not a curated record